AUGGGCCUUCUGCAUAAGAACCAUCACCAUGCUGCUCCCCCAGUGGCCAGCAGCAAUGUUCACGGAACAGCAGCCCCAGUCAAUCCUGCCGGCCGUGCUCCCAUCGGCAGCCACCAUGCGCCAGGCAUGAACGUCCACAAUCCAGGCCCAGCUCCGACCACUGCUGGCCCCCACCGUCAUGACUUGCUCAACAAGCUCGAUCCCACGGUGGACAGCCAUUCCGGAGGCGUCCAGCUCGUAGGGCCUGGUGUCCCGCCCAACGCCAUGUCGCAGCAGCCCAUGACCGCCGGAGCUGGAAACUAUCCCACUACAGCCCCCCACCACAGCUCCCGGAUCGCAGACACCGUGGACCCCCGAGUAGACACGAGGGCGGACAGGCACGUCAUGCAAGGCGCUGCCCCCAUGACGACAGGUCCAGCGGGUGCGUACGGCCAUCACUCAACCAGGAUGGGGGACACUGUCGACCCUAGGAUGGAGCCUGGCCUGGACCACAGAGCACACGGGGGGAUGCGUGGACCGGCCUCGGUGCCCCGGAACGUUGCUGCGCUGCCCGGUCCUGCGACCAAGACUGCCGGGCCGCAUCACAGUAACCUGAUGAACAGGCUGGAUCCGGCCGUUGACCACAAGGCGGCCUACGGUGCGCCGCAAUACCGCACCGCCUGA
Messenger RNA from Clonostachys solani, 663 nucleotides. NCBI's taxonomy places the organism in Eukaryota, Fungi, Ascomycota, Sordariomycetes, Hypocreales, Bionectriaceae. The record is from the annotation of a GenBank genome assembly.